AUGGAACAUGACCCUACCUCCUACCUCGCAUUUAGUCGCAAAUUGUACGACAUAAGAACUGCGCAACCGACGUCUACCGGUCCGUUCAGCCCUCUGCGUCUUUCUACGGGCACUGUCCACCCGUUCUAUAUCUAUGGCACGGCGUUUCAAGAAGACCGAACUGGCGAGUUGAAGGCCUUGGCUCUCAAAAACGGCUUCAGGGGUGUCGACUCAGCCAACUAUUCUUCCGCAUAUGAAGAGCCCUCCAUCAGGAGCACCAAAAGAAAAGCCCCUAGACCUCAUGGAAGAAACAUUGAUAAAUGGGGAAAAUUACAUCUUCAUCCAGGUACAACCAAGUUUACUCCCAUCUGGGCGCACGCCGAGUCGAAGCUUCCCUAUAAUGCCGAUCAGCCUUUAGAGAAUCAGGUGCACGAGUCAAUCGAGCAAUCCUUCCAGAACCUAAAACUCGGCUACAUCGACGCACUUCUUCUACAUGCCCCGUUCGAGGAUGAACAGGAUGACACGGUCGCCUGGCAUGCCAUGGAGAGCCUCGUCCCGCCGCGGGUUGGCGUGUUGGGCGUAUCCAACUCUGGUCGUGCUGCUCUCGAGAAGCUUUACGCAGCUGCCAGCGUCAAGCCAAAAAUUGCACAGAACCGAUUCCAGGAGGAGAACGAAUACGAUGCCGACAUUCGCGAGUACCUGGACAAGACGGGCAUCGUCUACCAAGCAUUCAGUCUGCUAAAGGCCAACCAAGAGAUUCGCAGCUCGGAGCUGGUGGCUCGUGUCGCUGAGCGCUUCUACACCGAGAGGGAGAUUGCUUUCUACAUGCUAGUCCUGGGCUUAGGCAAGGUGUCUAUUGUGAAUGGAACCACGAGCGAGGCGCGGGAGAUGGACCUGUCAAGAUUGCAGAGCUUCUGGGAGACCAACAGGCCGCGUCUGGCCCUGACAGAGCACUUGGCAGAAUUUAAGCAGCUUCUACGCACCAAGUAA
Metarhizium robertsii ARSEF 23 is the source of this 969-nucleotide messenger RNA. RefSeq names its product NADP-dependent oxidoreductase domain protein. Lineage: Eukaryota; Fungi; Ascomycota; Sordariomycetes; Hypocreales; Clavicipitaceae. The coding region runs from base 1 to 969 and encodes 322 amino acids. Gene Ontology annotation, molecular function: aldose reductase (NADPH) activity. The transcript is spliced from 3 exons. The record is from RefSeq and is a predicted model, not a curated record. Gene Ontology annotation, cellular component: cytosol.